AACAGAAACUGUGUCAAGAACUCAAAACAGUUUAUGGUACGAUUUCGUUUGCAUGUAUUCUUUUGUUUACCUAUUUGAUUUUAAAAAGCAUCAACAUCAAAGUUAGCUCUGCAUACCGAAGAUAGCCACAGGACCAUUUUCUGAUCUUUUAAUGACUGCUCUACCGAAUAAGCAAAAUGUGACCUGCGUUUUGUCUGCGCUAAGGACAUAACUACAGUUAACUGUAACUAGAAUUCACUAUGGGUGCCAGUGGCAGAUAAUGGCGUUAACAGAAGAGAGGGCAGCAUGUCUAUUUUGGUCAGGAACAAUCUGCGCUUUCUUAUUUACCAUACUUUAUUCAUCAUUAUGCAUACUUAAAAUAGGUAUUGUUAGUUCAGAAACAUGUGCGUUCUUAGAGAUAGCCACAGUAGCGUCAGUGUUGGCCUUUAUAAUUGGAAUGGCAUACUACUGCUAUAAACAAAAGGUUGGACUGUCGGAUUCCAAUGAUAUUUACACACACUGGACUAUAUCAAGACCACAUCAUAUCACACAUAUCCCAAGAGAGACUGAGGUCAUGACACCCAUUCCUGAUGAGGAUGUGUCACAUGACUUUGAGUGUUCUAUAUGUAGCGAGGGGAAAGACGAGGCUCUUAUUAUUCAACUUAAAUGCUCACACUAUUUUCAUAAAGUAUGUAUACAACAGUGGUUUAAAUCAGAUCAUCAGAUGAGUUGCCCUUUAUGUAGAACUUCUCAACUUAGAAGAGAGCGUUUAGUGGUACUAACUAUCAUACCGGCAUUACAGCCUCCUGUUGCAUCACAAAUAUAAAAGUUUUCAUUUAUGUUGGUGGAUUAAAAUGGAUGCACAGAGAGAAUUUGGAUUAUAUAUAUCAGUGCAUGGUGAUGGUCAAGUCGGUCAUCAUUGAUGUAUAGUCAAUCUUAUGUCUUUCGCAAUUUAAGAUUUUUAAAAUGCAAUACAUUUUAUAGUUGUAUCUAUGAUACGUUUAUGUAUUUAUUUAUAUUUUUGUCAUUUACUAUUAUUAUUAUAUUAUUGUACAUGAUCUGAAAGCAAGGUUGUUAGGAAUAAACAAUGAA
This is a messenger RNA of Mytilus californianus (California mussel), 1071 nucleotides long. RefSeq lists its product as uncharacterized. The record is from RefSeq and is a predicted model, not a curated record. The transcript is spliced from 7 exons. Lineage: Eukaryota; Metazoa; Mollusca; Bivalvia; Mytilida; Mytilidae. Bases 260 to 805 code for a protein of 181 amino acids. Gene Ontology annotation, molecular function: zinc ion binding.